UAACAAUUGAUAGUAAUUGUGCUAGUCAGAGUUGAGAGUAUACCUAGUCGAAGCAAAUCAAGAAAAAUGAUCCUAGAAGAUUAUAAAGAAAUUGUGGGAUUUUGUGCCAUGUUUACUACGAUGGCACAAAUGUUAUCGGGAACACUAAUAUGUCGCAACAUAUAUAAGAAAGGUUCAGCCAGAGGAGUUGAUCCAAUGCCCUUUCUUGGUGGCAUAGCAAUAUGCAUAUUGAUGCUUCGACACGCUUGGAUGUUAGGUGAUUCUAACAUGAUAAAUGCUAAUAUAUUUGGUUUAUUGACAAGCACGAUUUAUAUGAUAAUAUAUUACCGUUAUGCACCAAAUACGAAUGAAGUGCUUAAAUUAACAUAUAAAGUAACAAUCUUUGUUGUAAUUUUUCUUGUCUAUGCACAAAUAGAAGAUCCAACAAAGGUUGAAUACAGAUUUGGCAUUGUGAUUACAGUACUUCUCUUACUUUUAAUUGCAGCUCCUCUUGUACAUCUUAAAAAGGUUAUACAAACAAAAAACACAGAAAUCCUUCCAUUUCCACUUAUCUUUAUGGGUACACUAGUUUCAUUUCAGUGGUUAUUGUAUGGUAUUAUCAUUGAUAAUGUUUUUGUUAUUUUUCAGAAUGCAGUUGGUUUGACUCUUAGUGUAGCUCAACUGUCUCUAUUCGUGAUAUUUCCAUCCAAAAUGUCACAAGUUGAAUUAUUGAAUGAACAGAGUAAAGAAGAUUGAUUUUUUAAACUUAAAAAUAAAUUUUUUUAUUUAAAAUUAUUCUUUAUACAGGGUGGUUAAAUACUCUAGUAGUUAAGUACUCUAAAACAUUUUAAGGGGUGAUUUCUCACACAAGUGCGUCACGCGUCGCGUCAUCCAUCGCAACCAAUCAAAACAUCUUAUUUUAUUACAUUAUUUGUGACGGGAUGUUUAGAUUGGUUAACAACAGACGACGCGACGCGUGACGCGCUCAGUGGAAAAACUUCAUAUAACCAUAUGUCCGAAAUGGCUUAGGGC
Molecule: messenger RNA, 1011 nt
Organism: Temnothorax curvispinosus
Lineage: Eukaryota; Metazoa; Arthropoda; Insecta; Hymenoptera; Formicidae
Product: sugar transporter SWEET1
Exons: 6
Coding region: 67-735 (222 amino acids)
Biological process (GO): carbohydrate transport
Cellular component (GO): membrane
Molecular function (GO): sugar transmembrane transporter activity
Source: RefSeq, a predicted model, not a curated record